Messenger RNA from Papilio xuthus (Asian swallowtail), 5955 nucleotides. RefSeq lists its product as uncharacterized. NCBI's taxonomy places the organism in Eukaryota, Metazoa, Arthropoda, Insecta, Lepidoptera, Papilionidae. Gene Ontology annotation, biological process: response to starvation; autophagy. Gene Ontology annotation, molecular function: protein binding. Gene Ontology annotation, cellular component: cytoplasm. The record is from RefSeq and is a predicted model, not a curated record. The coding region runs from base 307 to 5130 and encodes 1607 amino acids. The transcript is spliced from 14 exons.
UCACUCACCACUACCUUUACAUACAAAGUAUACAUAUACAUAUCAAUCAUCUGUUCAAUGUGGGUGUAGGGAUUGUCAAAAACGCUACUGUAUUGUGUUUUUUUUAUAAAAUACAAAAAUAAUUUAGAUUUAGUUUAAUAGAAGUACAAAUAAAAUCCUCUGUGUAGUAUAAGAGAUAGUGUACCAGUGUUUUUGUUUUUCGUGACGUCAUUGUUUUCAAUUGCCAGUUAAACUACGCAAUUACAUUGUUUUGCAGAAAUGGAUCUAAAAUGAGAAAUAUUUUAGUUAAAAAGGUCCUGGUCAAAUAUGUCAGCGGAUUCACCGCGGCACGUGCGCUCUGGGGGGCCUAUGAUUGUGCCAUCGCAGCCCCCAAGUGACAGAGGCCUUAUAGAUGCAGUGUCAGGGUUUAUUAAUGACGUCACACUCUCCUCAUCCUCAAAUGUAGACCCCAAAGAUGUAAUUCAAUGGGCUAGAUUCGAGACCGCUGAUAUAAAUGAGCCUACACCUGAAGGUGACAGUGAUAAGGAUGUGUCACCAUUACUGCUCAUCUUGGGCUACGGUUCCGGAGUGCAAGUAUGGUUGAUACCAAACUCUGGGGAGGCCCAGGAGGUGCUCUCGUGGCGGCAAGGCACAGUGAGGGUGCUCCGUAUACUGCCCACUCCGCAGCACGGCGAUUGCUUUGCGUCGAAGAGGCCCCUCAUCGCCUUGUGUGAUUCAGCAAGCCCUGGACCCACAUUUUGCUCGCUCAGUUUCAUUUCAAUAAGAGGAGGAGAACAGGUAAAGAGUAUUAAAUUCAAGAACCCUAUCCUGGAUGUGCUCGCCAACAAGCGGUCCGUGGUGGUGUCGUUCGCGGAGCGAUUCGCAGUGUUCGAUGCAUCGUCUCUGGAGGACCGACUUGCGGUGACCACGUGCUACCCAUGCCCUUGUCCCCUCGGCGGCAGCGCGCCAGUUAACCCGCUGGCUUUGGGAGAUCGCUGGAUUGCCUACGCAGACAAGAAAUUAAAUCCCUCGAAAAGGAGCAGUGGAGGAUGUGAAGGCGAAGGCGUGACAAGCUACACAGCGACAGUGCUCCACGCGGCGAAGUCGCUGAGCAAGGGUCUGCGGGGUCUAGGCGAGAGCGUGGCUCACAGCCUGGCGGGACGCAGCGCCUCGCAGUCACCCUCACCGCCCCACGCCGACACCCAGCAGCCGGGAGUCGUCACUAUACUCGACAUUGAGGGUAACGAAGACGAGGACGGUCAGGGCAACGAGGAGCCAUGCGAUCCGAUAGUGGCACACUUCGUGGCGCACUCGGAGGCGAUCAUCGCGCUGAAGUUUGACGCGAGCGGGAUGCUGCUAGUGACGGCAGACCGGCGUGGGCAUGACUUCCACGUGUUCCGCAUCAACCCGCACCCCUUCGGCCCCACGCUCGCCUCCGUACACCAUCUCUAUAUACUGCACCGUGGUGAUACAACCGCCAAAGUUCAGGAUAUAGCGCUGUCACCUGAUUCUCGUUGGACGGCGAUUUCUACGUUGCGUGGUACGACGCAUGUGUUCGCCAUCAGUCCGUACGGGGGCGCUUGCGGCGUGCGCACGCACACGCAGCCGCGCGUCGUCAAUCGACUCUCUCGCUUCCACCGCUCGGCCGGACUGCCCAUACACUCCGCUGCGCACGCGCACAGCCCGGUAUGUGAGAGUGGAUGGACGGGGUCUGUGAGCGGGCAGGGGCCGUGGUACCCCAACCCGCGACUGCCGCCAUUCCCUGCUCCCACAGUCACGCAGCCUCUGGCACAGCUGCGUCCCACCUCCAACUUGCCUACGCACACCAUCACCAGGACCAGCUCCGGUCGUCAGCGUCUAUCGUCUCUAUCAGAGGAGAGCAGCAGUGCUCCACUGUUGGCGCGCGCGUGCUUUGGCUCAGGCGGCGCGGGGGCUGCGGGGACUGCGGGCGCGGGGCGGGGUGCAGCUGUCUCGCUCUACCUCAUGGCAGCCAGCGGAUCUCUACUACAUCUCAUAUUGCACCCGAGACCAGCACGCAAUGUACCGAAGGAGAAGUUGUGCGACGAGUCUCCCGUGGAGUUGGAGGUGGAGCCGGCUGCGCAAUGGCCGCUGCAGCGCACGCCCGCCGCCGCAGAUCUGCUCGCACCACUCCCGCCCUCCAGCCCGCUGCUGCAGACCCUCUCCUGCAGGAGAUGUGUGGAGGUGUGUAUGAGCGAGGAGGAGCGGUGGCUGUCGCAGGUGGAGAUAGUGACGCACGCGGGCCCACAUCGCCGGCUCUGGAUGGGGCCGCAGUUCGUCUUCAAGACAUACAACUGCACCGGGUCAAACUCGUCGCUGUCAGAGGCGGAGACGGUGGAGGUGGAGGCGGGGGGACGCGGCGCGGCGCGCUCCACGCCCGUCAACAUGCCCGGCGCGCGCCCCGCUGUGCCUGUACUCAUCGACUCCGGCUCUGCUAGUUCUUUAGAACAUUCACCGUCGGACAGUUUCCGUCGCAAGUCUCUGCUGGCGGAGAGCGGACGCGCUUCCUGCGAUGUGCAGCUGCGUGAGGAUCUCGCUGAGGCCAUGAAGGAGGACCACGGGUGGGAGCGGGAACGGGAGCGGGAGCGGGAGCGGGAGCAGGCUAGCGAGCGCGCGGGCCGCAGCCCGGGAGUGGUGCGCGCCGUCAACCCGCGCGGGACCGUCGCCGUGCCGCUGGCGGAGGCCGCGCCGGCGCCGCUCGACCCCGACUCCUACACCACCUCCAACGCCGACGAGGCUACCUUCCGCCCCGUCGUGCGCGCCCCCGCCUCCCUGCCGCUGCAGCCCGACCUGCCCCUCAGACCUCUUCCUCGGACCACCACCAUCCCCGUCGAAAACGUUUCCCCACUCCCCCAUCUCUCUCCCGACGAAGUGCUCCCCCUCAACACGGACGUCAUCAUCCCGGCCGCUCUCAACGUAGAAAAUUGGCUGUCGGACAAUUUUGCUUCCAAUGACGUUGCUACGGAUAUACAUAGAUCGAAAAAUAUCGGUGGGCAGGUCCCACAGAAAGUAGAUAGAGACAAUGUAGAAGUUAAUUUAAGUAAGGAUCUCGAUAGCGAGGAGAUGCAGUGUAAGCGCGAUGUACGUGAGAGUUCCUCGGCGAAAGUCGAGUCGGAGUGCGAGGUUAAAACUAAAUCACUGCCAAAAUCGAAUAGGUCCUCGGAUGAUAUUCAACCGACGACCCGUAUUAGAUGUAAGAAAUCUCCCACCAAAUUGCCUGUUAGUGAGAAAGUUGCUAGUGACAUUAGUUUUAAGAAUAUUAAAAAAUCGGACGUUGAUAAUAAAUCAACAAAGGAUUGUGAGAAAGACAGAGAAGAGAAAAAGUCAUUUGCAGGUAUCAAAAAUAAGGAUGAUAAUCCUUUAAAGAAAGGCGAGUCACCGGCUAAAAGAUCUAAAGAUUUAGGCGAUAAAAAAGAGUUGAAAGAAGUUAAUGAAGCGAUACAAGUGCCACAUAAAUUUAUGCCUGAUGUUGAAAAACAAAGUGAAACUCAACCGAAACCAAUUAUUCGUGAUACCGAAAAACAUUGUGAUAUAGAAAUGAAACCAGCAUCAACCAGAGCAAAUGAUACAAAAACGAACAAGACUUCUAAACAAGAGUUUGACAUUGAACCAUUAAAUGCUAUCAAGGAAAAACAUAUUCCAGAAACCAUUAAUAAAAACGAGAAGAAAGCUUGCGACACGGCUUUAAAUGAUACAAAGAACACGAAAAAUGAAGAAUCUUCUUUGCUUACUAAAGAAAAUGAAGAUAUUAAAGUUAAAACAAAGAAAAGUCGAAAAACGCGAAAGACUCAAGAAGAUACUAUUGCAAAAGAUGACGAGGAUAGUUUUGUAGAAAUACACAAUAUAGAAGAAGAUACGCAAUCAGCGGACACGGGCGAAUUAGUUUCUAUAUCCUCACCAUUCGAAGAAUAUGAACCAUCGACCUCUUUCUUAUCUAAAAAUAAGAAGUCACGGUCUCCGAAAAUUAACAUUAACGAAGGAAAUGGCUACGAACAAAAUUUGGAAGAAGCUAUACGAGAAACUGAGCAAAUAACUAAAUCCAAAUCUCAUAAUAAUUCUGAUAUAAACAAAUCCGAAUUUGAUUUACUAUCUGAUUUUAGAUCGUUUAAAAAAGAAAACACAAGAAAAUGUUCGGCAAUAGAGAUAGUGAAUUUCGAAACUAGCGAAAGUAAAUUGUUAGAAGAAAUUAGUUGCUCAAUAGGCAAUGAAAAGACAUCAAAAACUAAAGCACAAUUACCAAGUAAAUCAGAAGAAGCAUCUGCAACAGAAUCUAAAGAAGUUUAUGUUAUAAAUACAACCGAAGACGAUUUCCCAGAUAUACAAAUAACAAGGGCUAACAAACCUCGGAAAAAAUCACCUCAGCCUACAGUAGACGCAAGCAAUGAUAGCAAAGCAAUCGCUAAAACACCUAUCAAAUCUUGGAGUACCAUAGCCGCAUCUAAAAAUGUUAAAAAGCCAGAAACAGAUAAAAAUGUAGUUCCAAUAGAGACGACUACUAAAAACAAUAAUAUAGAAGAUGAAAUGUUUAAACGAGAAGUACAAAAAUCUUCUAUACCUGUUGAAACAUCGCUGCAAGAGAAAUUAGUCGAGCUUUGUAAAAGGACAGAUAUAAUCGUGGCUGAAUGUGGUGAGCCGUCAGGUUUAAAUUUCGUAGAGGAACAUCAUUCUGUAAUACAGGAAGUUCCCCCAUUAGACGGUUUGGGUUUCGGCUUGGAUGAAUUCAAACUAGAGGUGAUGAAAGACAGCUUACUUGAAGUAGCAGAUGUUAAAGUUGAAAGUCCGAUUUGCAAAAUCACUUUAGACGAUAUACUGACAUCUAUGCAAGACAAUACAACUAAAGUGAUUGAAUCUAGUACAUUUAAUUUGAUUGAUAUUGAAAAGUCCCCUUUAAAGAAGGGUAAAAGUUGCAGUAUAAUUGAAACAGAUAAAAUUACUUCUCAGGAAGUAAAGAUAGAUGAAGAAGGGAAGUCAGAAAAAGACAAUGAAGUAAUGGAAAAAUCGUCUGAUGACGAUGUGACGUCACCAGUUGUAUCCACGGAUAGCGAUAAGGAUGAAAAGAAAAGUCCUUCAAGUCCAGCUCAGUCGUCAUCAAAGCAAUCUAAAUCUAAAAAAUCACGUAGAAAGAAAAAGUAAUAGGAAAUGUGUUCAGAUGUUUGAGCUUCUAUUUUACCCUAGGCUAUGAUAACGGAUAUUCGAAACUGCUGCUAUUAGGCAAAUAAUAUUUAGUUAAGUGUGGCAAUAAUAAAACAUGCACAUGUGAAAUUAAAAAAAAAAAUCAAAAACAUUAAACUGUGUUUAUUGCGUAAUAAUAAUUAUGUAGGACAAUUAAUAUAUCGCCUGUUGUGAGAAUUAGCGGUAAAUUAUCACAGUUUUAUCAUUAAAAAAAUCUUAUAAAAAAUAUAAAAGUAGCAAAAUAAUAAAAAAGGUGAAAGGAAAAUAACAAAAAAAGUAACUUCUGAAGGUGAUUUUACUUCAUUAAAAUGUAUACUCAAUUUUUAGAUUUUAUUAGGUAAAAAAAUUAUUAAUUUUACGUAAAACAUUUUAAUAAUUUUUAAUUAAUAAUAUUGUUUAAUUUUAAUUUAGCAACUUGCAAUGGUCAUGGGAAAUCAUGAUUUGUAUUUUUUGACUAGAAAAUUUUAGAAUUUAUCGAGGUUUGUUGUUGCAAAUGUUUGUUCUUGAUGAGAAUAGUUCACUGCAAGGAAAUCUUCAUCCUGUGUAUUCACAAGAGCGAAAUAGUUAAUGCCGUGCUUCUUAUGGUACUUAUUUCUUUAAUUUAUUUAGUUCAUAGAACGAUUAGGUUUAAAUGCUUUAUUUCACAUCAGAAUAAUACACGCUAUGUUAUCCACUAAUAUUUUUUUUAAUUAAUGAGGUUAGUAAGUCGUUCUUUUAUUCGAUUUAACUUUGCUGUACAAAGCAGAAUCUCUUAUUGUAUAAUUUCAAAAUUAUUUAUUAUAAAUA